AAGGCCAUAGAAAGUCUCUUCGAUGAGCUCUUCGAUGCCUUUGUUGUGUUUGAUUCAAACUCUGAUGGAAAGCUCCAUAAAACCGAGUUUUGUGAAGCCAUUCGGAAUUUGAAUGAGCCCAGUCUCAAAGAUAUUUCUGAUUCCGUGCUAGAAGACCUAUUUGACUACAUCGACAGCAACGCUGAUGGAAUCAUUACUUUAGAAGAGUUCCUAUCGACAUUCACCGUAGAUAAAAGGAAAGGAAAGGCGAUGCGCUCGAAUUUCAAAUCGCUGUUACAAGCUUUCAAGCGAAUGGAUGUCGAUCAUGACGGCAGGCUCUCUCGAGAGGAAUUCCGCAAAGGUGUUGAAAACAGGCUUAAGCUCAAGCUUCCUUCGAAAAUACUCGACGAAAUUAUCAGGAGAUCGGACAAACAAGGAACUGGAUUCAUUGAUUAUGAACAUUUUUUGGAG
Messenger RNA from Guillardia theta CCMP2712, 450 nucleotides. RefSeq lists its product as hypothetical. Lineage: Eukaryota; Cryptophyceae; Pyrenomonadales; Geminigeraceae. The record is from RefSeq and is a predicted model, not a curated record. Gene Ontology annotation, molecular function: calcium ion binding. The annotation marks the transcript as partial. The transcript is spliced from 2 exons.